AUGGAUUUCCUCCGCGCCUACUGCGUCCUGUCCGCUUUCCUCGUCCUCACCGGGGCUUUUACGCACGAGGACAUGAAGGACGCGCUGCUGCAAAAACUCGGAUUGGAUGAAGUUCCCAGGAUCCAAAAGAGGGACCUGGAGAACCUGGUGGUUCCGGCGCACAUCAAGAACAAGUACCUGUCCAUGGCGAAGAUGCACCACAGCCGGAGGCGCAGAUCUUUGCCCAGCCUGGCGGGCAUCCUGAGGGGGAUCCCCGGCAAUGCAGAUAUCUCCGGGGAGUAUGUGUACUCCGACACCACCCGGCACCGCAUGGUGUUCGACAUGGAGGCGAGGAUCCCCGAUAACAGCGAGGUGACCAUGGCGGAGCUGAAGCUUUACCAGCGGGCCUCGCAGCACAAACGGAACACCGGGGAGAGAAGGAGCCACCGGCCCGUCAACAACGCCCGGGUCAGCAUCUACUGGGUGGAGGCGCUGUCCAACGGCUCCAACAGGACCUCGCUUGUGGAUUCGAGGUUGAUCCCAAUUCACGAGACCGGCUGGAAGAGCUUUGAUGUCACCCAGGCGGUGCACUAUUGGUCCAAGACGCAGCAGAAGACACCCAUGCACCUGGAGGUGUGGAUCGAGGGCGAGAGACCUGGCAGCUACGCGGCAGAGAUGGCCAAGAGUGUGCGCUUUACCACCCAGGAGCAGACGGAUAACACCUUGGGGAGGCCUGAGCUCAUCCUCUACACGCUCAACCUCGAGGAGUACGGCUCUGCCGGUGACUGCGACACGAACCAGAACAAAGACGCCUGCUGCAGAGAGCAGUACUUCAUCGACUUCCGCGCGCUCACCUGGACGCAGUACUGGAUCAUCGAGCCGGCGGGUUACCAGGCCUUCAGGUGCACCGGAGGCUGCAAGCAGCCCAAACGCAACUACGGCUACGGAGAGAGGCGGUGCGCGGUGUCGGAGAGCUCCCCGCUGCCCAUCAUGUAUCUGGUGAAGAAGGGGGACUACACGGAAAUAGAGGUGGCCGAGUUCCCCAACAUGAUCGUAGAGAGGUGUGCGUGCGUGCCGGACAACAUCUCGGUGGUAUGAAGGCCGUAGCAGUCUUAGAGUUGAAGACUGUUGGGAAAUAUUAUAGGGAAAUUAUAGUGUUUUUUUUGUUGUUGUUAAGGGUUGCCGUAUUUAAUGUUUUUAACCGACUCGUUAAGUACUUUCUAUUUAAAUGGACAUUCGGCGGGAGAGCUUCACGCCACAAACCCUCGUCUCCCUCCACAAGCACUUUUAUAGAUUUUUGUAUAUAUUGAUAUUGUUCCUUUUAAAUACGAAUUUGAAUGAGUUGAGCUAAAUCUUGUGCAAUCAUUCAGACUCGGUGUGAUGCAUCCCUUUUUUUUUUUU
Messenger RNA from Fundulus heteroclitus (mummichog), 1380 nucleotides. It is a transcript of the gene lft1, whose product is annotated as lefty1. Gene Ontology annotation, cellular component: extracellular region. The transcript has 4 exons. The record is from RefSeq and is a predicted model, not a curated record. Lineage: Eukaryota; Metazoa; Chordata; Actinopteri; Cyprinodontiformes; Fundulidae. Bases 1 to 1077 code for a protein of 358 amino acids. Gene Ontology annotation, biological process: SMAD protein signal transduction; BMP signaling pathway. Gene Ontology annotation, molecular function: transforming growth factor beta receptor binding; cytokine activity; growth factor activity.